Lepus europaeus (European hare) is the source of this 1823-nucleotide messenger RNA. Its product is annotated as E3 ubiquitin-protein ligase RNF113A-like. Gene Ontology annotation, cellular component: U2-type spliceosomal complex. The coding region runs from base 35 to 1036 and encodes 333 amino acids. The transcript has a single exon. The record is from RefSeq and is a predicted model, not a curated record. Lineage: Eukaryota; Metazoa; Chordata; Mammalia; Lagomorpha; Leporidae. Gene Ontology annotation, molecular function: metal ion binding. Gene Ontology annotation, biological process: snoRNA splicing.
GUGCCGCAGCCGUUUGGGAGCCCCGGGCUCUAAGAUGGCAGAGCGGCCUUCAGGAGAGACGGCCGGCCAGGUGUGCGCCUUCCUCUUCAAAAAGCCUGGGCGGAAAGGGGCUGCCGCGCGCAGAAAGCGUCCGGUGUACGACCCAGAUCCCGGGGAAAGCAGCAGCAGUGGCGACGAAGGCAGCCCUGUGGUUCGGCCCGAGCAGAGGCGGGCGGCCCACAACCCCAUGAUACAGAAGACCUGUGGCGGCGCGAAGCGGAAGGACGGCAGCCGCGGGGAGGAGGAGGAGGCGGGAAAGGAGCCCGAGAGCCUCGGCGUCGUCUACAAGUCCACCCGCUCGGCCAAACCCGCGGGCCCCGAGGAUAUGGGGGCGACGGCCGUGUACGAGCUGGACACGGAGAAGGAGCGGGACGCGCAAGCCAUCUUUGAGCGCAGCCGAAAGAUCCAGGAGGCGCUGAGGGGCCAGGAGGAUGACAAGAUCUACCGGGGCAUCAAUAGCUACCAGAAAUACAUGAAGCCCAAGGAUACGUCGAUGGGCAAUGCCUCCUCCGGGAUGGUGAGGAAGGGCCCCAUCCGAGCGCCCGAGCACCUGCGAGCCACCGUGCGCUGGGAUUACCAGCCCGACAUCUGUAAGGACUACAAGGAGACUGGCUUUUGCGGCUUCGGAGACAGCUGCAAAUUCCUCCACGACCGCUCAGAUUACAAGCAUGGCUGGCAGAUUGAACGUGAGCUUGAUGAGGGUCGCUACAGUGUCUGCGAGGAUGAAGACUACGAAGUGGGCAGCGACCAUGAGGAAAUACCAUUCAAGUGUUUCAUCUGUCGCCAGACCUUCCAAAACCCCGUGGUGACCAAGUGCAGGCAUUAUUUCUGUGAGAGCUGUGCCCUGCAGCAUUUCCGCACCACCCCGCGCUGCUAUGUCUGUGACCAGCAGACCAGUGGCGUCUUCAAUCCAGCCAAAGAACUGAUGGCUAAGCUGGAGAGGCACAGAGCUGCAGCAGAGGGCAGUACUUCCGGUUUCCCCGGAGACCCCCCAUGAGGGCCCAAUUCCCAACACAGACGUUUCCCCUAAUUCUCAAAGCUCAAAAUAAACAUUCUGUUGUUCUUUUGGAAAUCUUAAAAUACUUGAAGAAAUGUCAAGUUUUAAGUGAAAAUGCUACAAGUUGAAUAAUAUAGUUUUCAGGAACUCUCAAAAUAGCCAUCCUCUAUAUAGGCUUACAUUCUAGUGAGCCCUUGUGUGAUUUUUUUUUUUUUUUUUUUUUAAAGAACAAUAUUGCCACCUAAUGGUGAAAUACAUCUCAGCCAUUUCAGAGGAGGCUGUGGAGAUUUAAAAUUCAAAUGCAAAAGACAUUGAUGAUUCUGUGGAAUCCCAAGGGAGGAAUAACUGAAAUAGGUGUGAGAGUCCGUAAAUUUAACACUGAAAGACACAUUAGGAAAGCAAAUUAGUACACUGAAUAUCUAGGAUUCAUUAUACAAAUUAAAAAGAGACUAAACAUUACCAAAGUUAUUCAAGGCAUACAUUUUAAAGAAAAAACGGUCUCUGGGUCUAGCACUGUGGUGUGUCGUAGCAGGUAAAGCUGCCACCUGCAGGGCUGGCAUCCAAUAGGGACAUUGGUUUGAGUCCUGGCUGCUCCAUGCCCAGUCCAGCUUCCUGCUAAUGUGCCUGGGAAAGCAGUGGAAGAUGGCCCAAGUACCCACGUGAGAAACUCAGCUGAAGCUCCUGGCUCCUGGCUUUAGCCUGGCCGAGCCCUGGUGAUUGUGGCCAUUGAGUGAAACAGCGGUUGGAAGAUUCUUGUUUACUCUCUCUGUGCCUCUCUCUCUGUAAC